Molecule: messenger RNA, 1673 nt
Organism: Linum tenue
Lineage: Eukaryota; Viridiplantae; Streptophyta; Magnoliopsida; Malpighiales; Linaceae
Source: the annotation of a GenBank genome assembly
UAGCCAGAGGUGAUUCCUUGAAUUUUGUUUCCAGGAAUCAUUUCCUGGGUUCGAGCCGGGAGAUAGCCUCUAACUUUGGUAAGGUAGCUUCAAUACUUUAGGUAUUAUCAUAAUGGCUCAGAAGGACAAGGAUGAUAAAGCUGAACGAUGGGAGUCUGCUGACUUCCUAGAGAAGAAAAAGACUAGGCCAGUGUGCAAAGCUGAAACAUUGAAAAAUUCAACAGUUGCUCCUCCACCUAAUUAUUCUCUUCCAUUAAUACAAUCAAACUUGUGUUUACUAAUAUCUGCAAUCGUUGUGGGGGCAUGCAUCUGUACGAUGGAGUUGGAAACACUGAAGGAUCGAUUCGAAGCAUUAAAGCAAUGGCUUAACAUUCCAUCUGUGGUACCAACAAGUAAGUCCAUUCUUGGUCUCGUGCAAUGGCGGGUUGAACCUAAUGAGAACCGGUAUUCUUGAAAGUCAUGCUUACAGUUCCUGUGCUAGAUAACACAUCCUAUUGGCAUGAUCAGAGAUUACUUCAUCAGGUCAUUACCAGAUGAUGUUAGGUUAUUGAAAGAGCCGCCUUCAGAGGAAAAGAGGAGACCGGAAUCACACUUCUAUAGAACCCAUCUCGUUUCCCAACAUGUCAUAUUUGUUAACAUCAACCUUUUGUGUUUUAGCUUAUUUAUCAACCAAACUUCUACCCAACUGGGUUCCGACUCCAUAAACCGGUUAACCUUCCACCCAAUCAUCUGCUCAACUCGGUCAUCUCAAAGUUCCUCAAGGAUGAUUUGGAGGCCAUGCUUGGGACAGAUGGUCAAAACAUGAGCUGGUGAGUGUACAUACUUGUCUGAGAGCCUAAACCUGUGACGCUGCAGAAUCAUGGAGAGUGCAAUCUUUUCCUCGGUGAUGCCAAAGUUGAUCCCAACACAAGUUCGAGGCCCCAACCCAAAUGGAAGAAAUGCUGCAGAUGAGUUGCUGUAUGCAGUACUGGCCUUUGCUAUGCCAUCAGCAAAUCUCUCUGGUUUAAACAGGUGAGCAUCUUCACCCCAUGUUUCUGGAUCAUGAUGAACUGCCAGAUUUGGGAUGUAGACUUCAAUCUCUUUUGGAAGUAUUAGUUUCCCCAAUUUCACUUCCCUCUGGACCUCCCUCGUUAUGUGGAAAACUGGAGGGUAUAGCCUCAGGGACUCAUUGAUCACCAUACUCAGCUAUGCAAAAAAAGAAGCAUGAAUCAGAAUGGUUAAAAUCUGUCAUGGCGACAUCCAAACUACACAUCAAUGAAGUCGAAGAGGAAAAACAGUGUUUGAUAUUCUACUUACAAUUGUUAAUCUGGAAAUGCCAUCAAGAGUUGGAGUUCUGUUGUUGCCAAAUAGUUCAAGAACCUGUUCCAUUGCCUUCUCUUGCCAUUCUGAGUGAAUAGCUAGUAGAAGCACAGUCCAGGUGAGUGAGCUUGCUGUUGUUUCUUGGCCAGCCACAUAAAAGGUCUUGCAUUCAUCAAUCAGAUCAUCCAAUGUUAUGCUACUGUUCUGUCGGGACCAUUAUAGGCCUUGACAAGCAGUCCAAGGAAAUCAGUGGCAGGAGAAGUAAGUUGUUCUUCUUCUUUCCUUUUGUUCAACAUGUUGAUGAUGAUGGCCCUGAUCUCUUGUUGGAGCUUGUCAGAUUCAUUCUCAUCGCUAGUUCUAAAAAUGGUUCAGCA